Molecule: messenger RNA, 2353 nt
Organism: Ficedula albicollis (Collared flycatcher)
Lineage: Eukaryota; Metazoa; Chordata; Aves; Passeriformes; Muscicapidae
Gene: PRPS1
Product: phosphoribosyl pyrophosphate synthetase 1
Exons: 7
Coding region: 185-1141 (318 amino acids)
Biological process (GO): purine nucleotide biosynthetic process; ribonucleoside monophosphate biosynthetic process; 5-phosphoribose 1-diphosphate biosynthetic process
Cellular component (GO): ribose phosphate diphosphokinase complex; cytoplasm
Molecular function (GO): magnesium ion binding; ribose phosphate diphosphokinase activity; ATP binding
Source: RefSeq, a predicted model, not a curated record
UAAAGGGUCGAGGCGGCAGGCGGGAAGGGGUAAGAUGGCGGCGUAGAGGCGACUGGUGUGACCUGCUCCCACUGUGCCGCGUCCUCGCAGGAGGCGGGUGGGUCCCCGCGCGGCAGCCGCGGGCGCUGCGUGGCGGAGCGACGAGGAGGAGGAGAAAAAGGGCGCCGCUGCCGCAGCCGCCGCCAUGCCCAACAUCAAGAUCUUCAGCGGGAGCUCGCACCAGGACCUGUCCCAGAAGAUCGCCGACCGCCUGGGCCUGGAGCUGGGCAAGGUGGUCACCAAGAAGUUCAGCAACCAGGAGACAUGUGUGGAAAUAGGCGAGAGUGUUCGUGGGGAGGACGUCUACAUUGUGCAGAGUGGCUGUGGGGAAAUCAAUGACAAUCUGAUGGAGCUCCUCAUCAUGAUAAAUGCCUGUAAGAUUGCCUCAGCCAGCAGAGUCACAGCUGUCAUCCCCUGCUUCCCUUACGCCCGGCAGGACAAAAAGGACAAGAGUCGAGCUCCAAUCUCUGCCAAGUUGGUUGCAAACAUGCUGUCUGUGGCAGGUGCAGAUCAUAUAAUCACCAUGGACCUGCAUGCAUCUCAGAUUCAGGGUUUUUUUGAUAUCCCUGUUGAUAAUUUAUAUGCUGAGCCUGCUGUACUGAAAUGGAUCAAAGAGAAUAUUCCAGAGUGGAAGAACUGCACCAUUGUUUCACCAGAUGCUGGUGGAGCCAAGAGAGUGACCUCCAUUGCAGACCGGUUGAACGUGGACUUUGCCCUCAUUCACAAGGAGCGCAAGAAGGCCAACGAGGUGGAUCGCAUGGUGCUGGUGGGGGACGUCAAGGACAGGGUGGCCAUCCUGGUCGAUGACAUGGCAGACACGUGUGGCACCAUCUGCCACGCUGCAGACAAGCUUGUGUCAGCUGGAGCCACCAAAGUUUAUGCCAUCUUAACUCAUGGGAUCUUUUCUGGGCCAGCAAUUUCUCGGAUCAACAAUGCCUGUUUUGAGGCAGUUGUAGUCACAAACACAAUACCCCAGGAGGACAAGAUGAAACAGUGCCCUAAAAUCCAGGUGAUUGACAUCUCAAUGAUCCUUGCGGAGGCCAUCAGGAGGACUCAUAAUGGGGAAUCUGUUUCCUACCUAUUCAGCCAUGUCCCUUUAUAACAACAGUUGUCAGCUGCUGCUUGUAUGGCUUUUUUUUUUAAAACCAAAAGUUGUUCAGCUUGUUGUAAAGUUCCGUAGAAGACUCUGCUUGUUCCAGUGCAGUUCUCCACAGCUCCUGCUUAAGUCAGGCUUACUGGCUCUGUUCCCAACACUGGGAGUCUGGAGGGGGAAAGCUCAUCUCUGUAACAGCCAACUCCACCAGCACCCCUGUGCAUGGAGCUCAUCAGUAGCACUGACUCAAUUCUGCAGGUCUGUGGAGAGCAGGACUGACACAUGGCUAAUUGCCACAAUUAUUUUGAGGGGGGGAGGGAGAGGGUUUGUCUGUGGGCAGGGUUAGAUGAUCUGGCAUGCACAUCCUAAAUUGUUUGGGAAGUAGAGCUCCCUAGGACAUGUUGAUCUGGAUCUACAGCAAGAGCCCAAGAGACUGCUGGCUGUCUUACCACUCUGUACCUGACAGAGCCCUUGGAGAGUGCUGGGGAAGGCUUGUGUCUUGGCCAAGCUUGACCCUUGGUGAAGCCCUGGGAGACACCUAGGAGGUGGUUCUGCUACAGCUUCCUCCCAUGAAAGGAGAUCAGUGUAGCUUGCAAACUUGAAUUCCUCUUACUUGUUGAUGAAAUUAAAUGCCCUUUAGUGCGCUACACAGCAAAGUCAGGGUGAGAGCAGAGUCUGUGCAGUGCAGUGUUAGCUUAGUGGGGAAGGUGCAUCCUGCACAAGAGAACUUGUGGUUGUGUGCUUUGGUUUCUAGUGCAGGCUAAAACCAGCUUCUCAAUUUCACAGCUUACUGUUAGCUUUUCUAGCUAACUAGAGGAUUGCUGUCAUGUACUGCAGCUGCACCUUGACCUGCUGUGCAACCCCCUGACCCUUUUUUUUACCAGUACAGUGGUAAACAGAGCCUCUUUAUCUAACAGCAGCAGGGUUGUUGCAUCUAGCAAGUGCCUGCUCAGACACUGGGGUGACCUGAAACACAACAGCUUUGUGUCCAGCUGGCUCAGCCUCUCAUUCAUUGCCUAUUACAGUCCUGUUAUCCUGGAAGUUACUGACACAUUGUCCUGCUCACUGUCUGCCUUUCCUUGAAAGCGUUGCUUCUUGCAAAAACUUUAAGCCAAGGAGCACUGCAGGUUACAGAACACAAAAACCUGAAAGAACCCUUGGAGUGGGUCCAGUGCUUCUCAGGAGUGUUUAUGGCAAUGGGUUGAAGAGGCUGGUGAUACA